Molecule: messenger RNA, 1173 nt
Organism: Oncorhynchus nerka (sockeye salmon)
Lineage: Eukaryota; Metazoa; Chordata; Actinopteri; Salmoniformes; Salmonidae
Product: neuropeptide Y receptor type 2-like
Exons: 1
Coding region: 4-1104 (366 amino acids)
Biological process (GO): G protein-coupled receptor signaling pathway
Cellular component (GO): neuron projection; plasma membrane
Molecular function (GO): neuropeptide binding; neuropeptide Y receptor activity
Source: RefSeq, a predicted model, not a curated record
CCAAUGGAUGCUGAAAGUCAAGUAAACAUAACUCCAAUGGAGGAUUGGGCGAAUUCUUCUAGACUUGCUUGUGAAUUCUCAAACUGCCGCAACAACUUUCCAGACCUGGAGGACAGCACCAAGCUGGUGGGAGUGCAAGUGAUCCUCAUCUUGGCUUACAGCACCAUCAUACUGUUCGGAGUCAUCGGGAACUCCCUGGUGAUAUACGUGGUGUACAAGUUCAAAACUCUGCACACCGUCACCAAUUUUUUCAUCGUGAACCUGGCUGUGGCGGAUCUGCUAGUGAAUACUCUAUGUCUGCCCUUUACUUUGAUCAAUACUCUCCAUGGGGAGUGGAGGUUUGGCCAGGCAUUGUGCUUCAUGCUGCCCUUCUCCCAAGGCAUGGCCGUGCACGUUUCCACCAUCACGCUCAACAUCAUCGCCCUGGACCGCCACCGGAGCAUCGUCUACCACCUGGAGACCAAGAUGUCCAAGGAAAUGUGCGCCGCUGUCAUCAUCAUGACGUGGGCCAUAAGCGCAGUCCUGGCCAGCCCGCUCGCCAUCUUCCGGGAGUACGGGACGUUUGACCUUUCGCCCGAGCAGUCCAUUCAGGUUUGCACGGAAAAGUGGCCAGGGAGCGGCAUGGACGGGACCAUCUAUAGUAUCUCCAUGCUCCUGCUCCAGUACUGCCUGCCGCUGGCCAUCAACUCCUUCGCCUACAUCCGCAUCUGGAGUAAGCUGAAGAACCACGUGAGUCCGGCAGGGAGGAACAACCGCCACCAGCGCAAGAGGAAGACCACUAAGAUGCUGGUGAUCGUGGUGGUGGUGUUUGCAGUGAGCUGGCUGCCUCUCCACGCCUUCCAGCUGGCCAUUGACAUUGACAACAGUGUCUUGGAAAUGAAAGACUUCAAGCUGCUUUUCACCAUGUUCCACAUCGUGGCCAUGUGCUCGACCUUCGUCAACCCCAUCCUCUAUGGGUGGAUGAACAACAACUACCGGACUGCGUUUUUGUCUGUGUGUAAGUGCAGCCAACCUGUCAAUUCUGGGUCGAGGAACAUCAUGAGCAGAAAGACACUGAGGGAAAGAGACAUGAGCGAUACAGAUUUCAAAGCGACUAAAGUCUGAAUUCAUCAUAUCAACUCUAAUGUCUGUUCUGUGCAACCUACUGUAAGAGUGAAUUAUGGAUAAUUUGUC